AUGAGCGACGCCGCCGCCACGCCGUCGUCCGGGACCUCCACCAUGAAGUAGCUGCUCGUCGACAGAGCGUCCCAGCGCGUCCUCUUCGCGGAGGCCGGCAAGGACGUCGUCGACUUCAUCUUCGGCCUCCUCGCCAUGACGCUCGGCGCCGCCGCGAGCCUGCUCCGCGCCGAGGGCGCCGGCGCCGGCGCCGCCACGCUCGGCAGCGUCGCGAACGUCUACGCCAGCGUGGAGAAGAUGGACGCCGCGUACCUGCAGGGCCCCGAGGCCCGGGACGCGCUGCUCGUCAACGACAGCUUGCCGUCGGGCCCCUCCACCCGGCUCCUCCCCACCACCAGCAGCGCCGCCGCCGCCGCCGCAUCUACUAGCACCACCGAGGCCCCGACCUACUGCAGCAUGUGCCCGCCGCCCGGGAUGCACAUGCCAGCUCCUCUUGCCGGCCAAACCUACCUGCCGUACCAGUACCAGAACCCGUAUUACGCUCCCACGCCGGCGCCGGCGCCGGCUCCGGGGAGCAGGGGGUUCGUGCAGGGCGUGGCAAGCUACACCGUCAUGGACGACCUCACCGUCGCGCCCGCGUCCACCGCGUCCACCCUGGCGCUGCUCCGCCGGCUCGGCGUCAAGGACCUCGACGCGGUCGAGGAGAGGACGGUCACCGUCGGCCGCAAAGAGUGCUUGGAGAUCCUCAAGGUGUCGCUGCAGUCCAAGACCGUCCUGACUGAUGUCUUCCUGGCAAAGACGACGAACAAGAGGGCGCGCACUGCCGGCGACGAGAACGACGACGACGCAGCUGGCAUCUCUAAUUCUGAGUAG
Molecule: messenger RNA, 813 nt
Organism: Panicum virgatum (switchgrass)
Lineage: Eukaryota; Viridiplantae; Streptophyta; Magnoliopsida; Poales; Poaceae
Source: RefSeq, a predicted model, not a curated record